AUGGAGGAGGAGAAUGUCGAAAGUGAAUUGUGGGAACGACUUAUUGGAGAGCAAACAGCUCUGUUCCGUAAGACGAUAAAUGAAAAUGCGGAACUGAAUGCACGAGUCAAGGAGCUCGAGCGCGAAGUAUCAGUAUGGAAGCUUGCUCAUAAGACUGCCGACGAGGAGAGAAGUGCAAUGAAGCGAUCAAUAUCCAAACUUGAACGCAGUAUUGGUUCUUUUAAAGAUGAUAACCCUCUAGUUAUCUGUUUGAUUGAUGGAGACGGUCAUAUAUUCUCUCAGGACCUCUUGACGAAGGGGCAAUCGGGCGGUCGUCAGGCUGCUAUGUCCCUCACCAAGGGCAUAAUGGACUACAUGUCUAACGACGAUGACACUACUGCGGGUCGAAGCCAACUUUGGUUGACCAUUUACUGCAACAAGAACGGUCUACUGGAGACACUCGUGAAUCAUCAUAUCUGUACAGCCGAGCAAUAUGAGGCCUUCGUCCUCGGGUUCAAUCAAUCUUCCCCACUAUUCUCCAUCGUUGACGUCGGUAGCGGGAAGGAAGCUGCCGAUGCCAAGAUUAAAGAAUGUCUUCGACUAUUUACUCGAUUUCCACAGACAUCCCGUGUCUUCUUCGGCGGCGGUCACGACAAUGGAUACACCUCUACACUCAACUACUUGCAAAAUGAGGGUUUGGUUGAGAAGAUCGUACUACUGCGUGGUUACAGAGACCUCGCAUCCGAAUUGAAAAGCUUGAAUCUUCCGAAUCUAGAAAUUGAAGGCGUUUUCAUGUUGAGAAAGCUCCCAACAUUCCCGCACAAGAAAUCAUCUACUCCCCCCUCAACAAUACAAGCUGAAGACUUUGACAAGUUCAGGACGUCUUCCAGGGCGUCCAAUGCACUUCCUACGAUGAGCCCUAAACAGGGUAACAAGACACUACGAUAUCCUGAUCCGUCGUUGUCUAUCAAUAAACAAAAACCUCCGCCAUGCAACUUCUACUACCUGGCCGAGUGCAAAUCCGGGGACCGUUGCCGUUACGGUCAUGACUAUAUACUGACGCACGAUCAUCUCAACGAGAUCCGCACCAACUCCAAAAGAUCACCGUGUCCCGCGAUCAAGCGUGUCCCAACGGAGAAAACUGCUGUAUGGGCCACCUUUGCCCUCGUGGCUCCAGAUGCAUAUUCCUCAAGCAAGGCAAAUUCCGCGGGCACUGACGAGAUACCAGCGGACAUGCAUCAAGACCCUCCGACACGCGGGAAAAACUCACACAGGCGGAAUCACUCCAAUAGUACGCACUUCGAUGUCGGAGGAGGAAGUUAUGGUAGCCCUCUAUCGUCUCCGAGCCUCGCGAGCCCCGCUAAUGAGCCCGCCGAGACCUACAACCUGGGCUCACCUUCAAAAUACUCCAGCCACACACUUCUAUAUCCAGCCAAUGUAGAGUACAGCGCCGCUGGCAUGUAUCCUUCGUACUAG
Messenger RNA from Gloeophyllum trabeum ATCC 11539, 1455 nucleotides. RefSeq lists its product as uncharacterized. Gene Ontology annotation, molecular function: metal ion binding. The coding region runs from base 1 to 1455 and encodes 484 amino acids. The record is from RefSeq and is a predicted model, not a curated record. NCBI's taxonomy places the organism in Eukaryota, Fungi, Basidiomycota, Agaricomycetes, Gloeophyllales, Gloeophyllaceae. The transcript is spliced from 10 exons.